Drosophila kikkawai is the source of this 1988-nucleotide messenger RNA. It is a transcript of the gene Leash, whose product is annotated as leash. Lineage: Eukaryota; Metazoa; Arthropoda; Insecta; Diptera; Drosophilidae. Gene Ontology annotation, cellular component: cytoplasm. Gene Ontology annotation, biological process: protein transport. The record is from RefSeq and is a predicted model, not a curated record.
CGAGCAAAAGUGGGAGAGCGCGAGCUCCAACUACAACAAAAGCAUAACUCGUAAACUUCUACGAAAUUUAAUUAUUCAACCCGACCGCGGCGUCCUAGCAAUCGAAUUAAAUUAAUCAAGGCGUGAGACAAAUCAUUGGAGGCCGAGGGCCGUUGCAGUAAUAAAUAAACCAGCUGAGGAAGUGGCAAAACCAAAGCAAAAAGCUCCCACUCCUCGCCGCGCUGUGUAUGUAGUAAAUUGCCGUGUCCAAGGUGGAUCGCGGGCGGAGAGGGGUGGUGCAUCGUUCCUAUGUUGCGGCAUUUUUGAUGACGGAAUUAUUUUUGGAUAAUUGUUUGAUGCGAGCGCCACUAGCGUUAAAAGCAGGAGCAGAAUGGAGAGCGAGCGGUUGCGAAUUACCCUGGACAGCCCCGAGCGUGUCUACUUCGCCGGCGACAUAAUCCGCGGCGAGAUAUGGAUGAACGUAAACAAGCGCACGAAGAUCCGCGCUAUCAAAGUGCAGGUGACCGGCAAGGGAAAAUGCAAGUGGAUGGAGAUCCUGCGCAAAAACUCAAACAACAACGAGUACUCCCGCAGCCUCUUCUACACGAGCAAGGAGGUGUACGAGCACAGUGAGACAGCGCUGCCGGACUUCGAGCCGCGUGGCUUGGAACUGUCGCCCGGGGAGCAUACCUUCAUCUUUGAGGUGGCCUUGGGUCGUCAGCUCCCCUCGAGCUUCAAGGGCAGCUAUGGCGGGAUCAAGUACAAGAUGCGCGUGCUCAUCCAGCGACCGUGGACAUUCGACGAGCGGCACACCAUACCCUUCACCGUGGUGAAGCAUAUGCCGUUGCAGCCGUCGCACCGAAGCAUUCCCAGUCCGCUGGAGAAGCAGGUGACCAAGACGAUCAGCUUGUUCGGCACGCGACCGAUCACUUUGCUGGCUCUUUUGCCAGAGGAUUUCGCCGUGCGGGGAGAGCCGCUGAGGAUAUGCGCCACUGUGAUCAACAACAGUACCACCGCCGUAGAGAAGCUACGGUUUAGUGUGCUCCAGUAUGUCACCUAUUACAGCCAUGUGCCCCUGCGGGUCCAGAAGGUGGAGUGCAUAGCGGUGGCCACCAAGGAAACGGGUUCGGUGCAGAAGAAGAGCGAGCGUAGCUUCGCUCAUGAGCUGCUUAUGCCGGAGGGAGCUCAGCCCACGGACGAGCAGAUGAGCGGGGUCAUCACCAUUGUCUACGAGCUGCGUGUGGAGGCGGUGCUGCGGGGCUUCUUCAAGAAUCUGGUACUAAAUCUUCCAUUUAAGGUGUACUCUCAGGACACCUCCAACCGACAGGGAUCUCUGCGUCCGCCACCGCCACCUCGGCCAAACGAUGGGCCGCCCGGUCCGGAUGCAUGCUCCGGCAACCCGUUCGAGCCUGCUCUGCCUGUAUAUCCUUCGCUGGACUCUUCCAUUGGCUCGCCAUCGCACUCGUCGCAGUUCAGCGAGUGCAGCUCCAUUAACUCCAUUACGUCGGAUUCCUCGGCGGCCACUCUAAGCCCCGCUGUGGGCGGUGGCGUCGGUGCCGGGGGCGUGGAGUUGUCCUACACCUCGGGCUCGCAGUCCUCACAGUUCGGCAGUCCCUCGGCCAGGGCCAGUUUGCACAGCUCCAAUGUGCCCUACAUGCCCUACUCGUCCAGCCCGCUGAUGGUGCAGUCGUAUCCGCCGCCCCACCUGCCUGCAUAUCCGCUGCCAGAAUCGCCACAGUACUCCCUUCUCGCGUUGACACCACCACCGAACGGACCUCCAGCCGCACCAUCGGCGGGGGCUGGAGGUGGAGUGGCGCCGGGCUACAGCCAGCUGCCAUCCACCUCGGCGUCGUCUUCAUUUUUGCAAGCCCGUCAGCCGCCUGGAGCCCAUGAGCUGCCGCCAUCCUAUGAAGAGCUCUUUGGCCUGGCCAAUGCCCCUCCAGGAGCUGCCAAGUAGAAAUAAUUGAAUCUCCUGAGCCGCAGUUACCCAGUUACGUCCAAGCUUUGCC